AAAUGACUUCAAAAAUAUGUUAUUGAUUGCUUUGAUAACAUCAUUUUUGUUUGUACAGUAAGAGUUUCAGUUGUUUUGUUACACAUCAAUGUGUUCGUCAAUUUAAUCUUUGGCAGUAUUUUAAGGUUAUUGUAUUAUUAUUUUCAUCUAUUGCUUGGUGUCUUACAAGGAUUCAUUUUCAUCUAGCUUGCCUACACUUCACAAUCAGAGUUACUAUGUUUUCUAUAUUUAAAGACAAAUUGCAGUCUGUACAAGAUAAUAUAACUACAAGUUUUCGAGUGUUGAAAGUAUCUGAGCCUGUUUCACCCAAAUCUCCAAAACAGACUUUUGAUGUGAAUGCUGGUGCGGAACUUCUUCACAAAUAUCAAGCAGAAUGGGAGGAAAUGCACAAGUUAGCAGAGGAAAAUGCUAACAUAGCAAAAAAAGUAGAUGAUCGCAUUGGUCAUCUACAUGGAGAGGUCACCAGGCAAUGGCAAGGAAUGACUCAACUUGCAGCCGCACUGAAUACAGUCCCUUCUCUGUGUUCUCGAACAGACCAGAUUAUAUGUCAAAUAGAGGAUGUGCAGCGUUUAGUUGAGGAAGUUGAAGCAUCGUUACUUCACCUGGCGGACAUAGUUGAGCUGAAAGAGCUCCAGGAACGCCAACUUGACAAACGUUUUCAACUGGCGAUUCAUAGUGAGAAACGAUUGGCACAACUAGACUCUCUUAGAGCCAAACUGUCAGAAGAACAUAGACACAAAGUCUUACGGUAUGAAAAAGAAUUCGAGAAGAAACAAAAAGAAAGACAGGAAACAUUUGGAAAGGCCUUUGAAGAUGAUUUGGAGACUUUCAGACAAACAGGAGUUGUUCCUACCAUUAGGCCUUCUUUAUCCACUGGUCCAUCAUUAGAAGAAGUUGAGCUGGAUAUUGAUACAGAAGCUCUGGAUCAUAUGUUAGAGGAGUGAACUCUGGUCGGAGCAGAAGAAAAGGACAAUGCAGACUUCUUGGUCAAGUAGAUUAUCCCUUGGUCUUGCCUUAAUCAAGUUUUUUCUAAAUUUAGUCUUUCACCUAAACAUUUAGUGUAAUAUAACAGUUUGAUAGAAUAUGUUUGAUACACAGUAUUUAUUUCAUAAAAGUUUAGAUAAACUUGCUUUUUAAUCUUUGUUAUUUACUGUAAGAUUAUGAAGAGAAUUUAUUGUAUAGGGUUAGUUUUGCAGAACUUGUAAGAUCAAUAUUCAUACACGUAUAGGGACCAAGAAAAUUAUUUUAAGGGUUUAUUAUUUGUGUUUGUCUAGUAAUUUCAUGGCAGCUCAUUAAGGGAGGUUAGAUUAUACCAUAGUUUGUACAUAAUUAUAAUUAACUUUUUAUUUUAACACUAAGAUUUAUAGAAAGUAUUUUACAUUUAGAUAUUUUAUUAAAAUUGUAAGUAUUAUGUAACUUAAGUGCCUUGUGAUUGUAAAAAUAUAUACAUGAUCUUCAUUAUUUACUGUUACUACAUGAAAUUACUGUUUGAUUUUGUUAUUGGGUAAUAAACUGUUCAAAUGAG
Molecule: messenger RNA, 1525 nt
Organism: Macrosteles quadrilineatus (aster leafhopper)
Lineage: Eukaryota; Metazoa; Arthropoda; Insecta; Hemiptera; Cicadellidae
Gene: Dysb
Product: dysbindin protein homolog
Exons: 6
Coding region: 216-944 (242 amino acids)
Biological process (GO): negative regulation of protein kinase activity
Cellular component (GO): cytoplasm
Source: RefSeq, a predicted model, not a curated record